AUGAUGAAGCACAUUCUUAUAGCACCUCAGCCUUAUGAAAGGGUUUUCCGUAAAGAUUUAGGAGAGGGUAGCAGAAACUCCAGAAAUUACAAUAGUAGCGAAAUUCAUGGAUAUUUGUUGACUUCAACGUGGAAUUUCGUACUCACACCACGUCAUUUCAUGCCGAUUCAUGAUGCUGAAUUCAUACCAGGACUAUUCCGACAUCGUCUCGCUGGGGCAGUACAAUGGAUCCAAAACUUCGCCAUCAGCGGUAUUAUUGUUGGAGAACGUAUGAAAAAGGCUUUAGCCUCAGUCGUGCCGUCGUUUAGCUUUUUGAGUACCAAAGAACCGCGUCAGCGACCCUCACAGAUAUGCCGUUUGAUCUCAUUGGUCCGUCCCCCAAGACGAAUGAUCAAAUUGCAGCUCUUCGACUACGGUGCAUAUUGUCCAGCAGCGAAACCACUGACUGGCGAACUUCUCGAGUUUGUCUCUGAUCCAAAAUCAAAAGGCACCAUUCUUGUUGCGUUUGGUACAGUAAUCAAUUGGGAAAAUGUUCCGAAGGAGAAAUUUGAGGCAGUGCUCGAGGCACUGAAUUCGCUAUCCGAUUAUCGUAUCGUCUGGGCUUACAAUGGCAGACCGAUGACGAUGAAACCACAUAUAUAUGCAUCAAAAUGGGUACCUCAGGUUGAUGUGCUCUUCGACAACCGCACAGUGCUCCUCUUCAGCCAUGGUGGCCUCAAAAGGAACACCAUGCGCAUCGGGUCCAUACGUCCUCAUGCCGAUUGUUUGCCUGACAAGUUAGGUAAUAGAUGGAUUGAGAAAGAGAUAAGCUUUUUCAGCUUUGCUUCAAAUGCAGCCCGUAUAACGACGCUCUUUAAUGAUAAAGUGUUACAUCCACUUGACCAAGGCGCUCACUACAUAAAUCGGCUACUGAAGUACGGCGGACGGAUGCCUGAGUUCUUCUAUCCGCGUGCAAUAAGCCGUGACUAUCUCUCGUAUCUUAACAUUGACAUAUUUUUGGUUCCUUUAUUAGUUAUAAUUUUGAUCUCAUGUUGA
Cooperia oncophora is the source of this 1035-nucleotide messenger RNA. The record is from the annotation of a GenBank genome assembly. NCBI's taxonomy places the organism in Eukaryota, Metazoa, Nematoda, Chromadorea, Rhabditida, Trichostrongylidae.